Eurytemora carolleeae is the source of this 361-nucleotide messenger RNA. RefSeq names its product GRAM domain-containing protein 1B. Gene Ontology annotation, cellular component: endoplasmic reticulum membrane; endoplasmic reticulum-plasma membrane contact site; plasma membrane. Gene Ontology annotation, molecular function: sterol binding; sterol transfer activity. The record is from RefSeq and is a predicted model, not a curated record. Lineage: Eukaryota; Metazoa; Arthropoda; Copepoda; Calanoida; Temoridae. Gene Ontology annotation, biological process: intracellular sterol transport.
UAAGCUUUCUAGUGCCGGAUAUAAUCCUUCCGGAAGUAGUUUUACCUCAGCAAACUCUGAUAAACUAAGAAGCAAGAAGAAAUCGUGGAUUAAUAAUGCUUUAAAUCCUACAUAUACGUCACGUUGUGAAGAUUUUCGUCGUAAUUUCCCAACCCUUCCAGCAGACGAGAUGCUGCUAGGAGACUAUUCAUGUGCACUUCAAAAGGACAUAUUAGUUCAUGGUCGAAUUUUUGUGACAAUAAACUUCCUUUGCUUCUACGCAAAUAUAUUUAAAUGGGAGACAGCAGUAACCAUCAGAUGGAAGGAGAAGUAUUCACCUUCUGGAAUUGAUCUAGAUACAAUCCCUCAUGAGCAACAGUAA